AAAUUAUUGCCUGUCGCCGAUCGCCCUGUGUCGCUAUCGUAAUCGUAAUCGCAAUCGCAAUCGCAAUCGUAAUCGCAGUCGAUCUUCAAUAUGUCUUUUGGGAACAUUGGAAACACAUCGGACUUGGAGUGCGAUAAGAAUGAGUACCCGAGGCAGCGUCCUACGGGCAUUGUGACCAAGGUGGCUGCCCACAAGCUCUCCUCGGAGCCCAAAUGGGCCGACAAGCGGGAUGAUGAUUCCGACUCGGAGGUCUCAUCGCCAGAUAAUUUUCUAACCAAAGGCGCCUUUCUACUGACACCCUCCUAUGAACUAUCCAUGGAACGGGCGGCGCUCAUCUGUGAGAAGAUGAGCUUCAAGGGAUGCUUCAGCCUGACGAAAACCGCUACAGGAAUUUUGUUUAAAUUCUCACAUCCAGAUGACUACCAGGCGGUGUUCAAGAAGGGCUUCCACAAGGUCACCGGAGCGCGUUUCUAUCGCAAGCAAUCGUUUUCGCGCAGCAUUGCCAUACCAUGUCGGCCGCGCAAGACCUUUACGCUCUAUGUGCUGGAUGUGCCAGAGGAUUUGCCCGUUGAGGAUGUACGUCAUGCCAUGUACAAGUUCGAUUCGGUGGUCGAGGUGGUGCGCUUGCACAUCUACUCGAGCCCAUCGAGCAGCAGCAGCAGCAGCAAUGUCAACGCCAAUGCCUCCUCCGCCGCCGCUGCCGCUGCCGCCGCAGCUGCCAGUGCCGAGAAGAGUGCGGAAGGUGAGCAGACACUACGCAGAGCUGCUGCCCUCCGAAGUAAUGUACUCUCCAAAAUUGGCGGCUCGAAGAUUCUUGGCAGCUUGAGCGGCUCCGUUGUGGGUGAUGCCAUCGAUAAGGCCGAGCGACCGGAACGCCGAGAGCUACCCCCGGCUGUUAUCCGCAUCACACUGGCCUCGAUGGACGAAUACAAUGUUCUGCUGCAGAAUGGCCUCAACUUUUACGACGCCACGUUCUUUCCCACUGAGGCCAAUAUCUCACUGAAGGGCGCCAGGAUUGACUACAAGCGGAGAAUGCUCGAUGGCUCGAUACCGGGGCGUGUGCGCGAACUUUUGCCCGUAUUUGAUGCGGCUGGCUUCUGCAAAUUGCCUCCACCCACCAGUAAGCUAAUUAAGCCACCGAGGUCAUGAAUCGAUACGAUCCCCAGCGAUGCCAAUACACACAACACCAUGUUCCGGCUAGAUAAGCAGAGUACUCGGGCUCCCCCCCACCAAUUUGACGACAAAAAGAUUUCGAUGCGGUUUCAUUAUGCUUUCAGUUCUUCACCUUCAAUUUUAACUUUAAUGUUUACCCUUUACCCAUGCUCUCUAUAUACCAUAAACCAUAAACUAUAUACAUAAUAUAUUUAAUUAAAUAUAUAAAUGUUCAGUGUAUGGAUUGCCUAUGCCCUAUGUCGUAUGCCCCAACGUACGUUUCCGUUCUAGACAUAAUAAUUCCUCUUUUGGCUACCAUUUUUCAUCUUCUUUCCAUUUCUAUUCUCUCUCUCUCUGUCUCUGUCUUAUACAUUUUUUUUUUGUUUUGUUUUUUUUGCUUAGUUUUAUUAUUAAAGGCCCGUAUAUGGCAUAGCGUCUAAUUUGUUUGAUUGUCUAACAAAGAAAAAGAAAAAACAUAA
Messenger RNA from Drosophila guanche, 1631 nucleotides. RefSeq lists its product as uncharacterized. Lineage: Eukaryota; Metazoa; Arthropoda; Insecta; Diptera; Drosophilidae. Bases 91 to 1149 code for a protein of 352 amino acids. The transcript has 7 exons. The record is from RefSeq and is a predicted model, not a curated record.